This is a messenger RNA of Phaedon cochleariae (mustard beetle), 7033 nucleotides long. Lineage: Eukaryota; Metazoa; Arthropoda; Insecta; Coleoptera; Chrysomelidae. The record is from the annotation of a GenBank genome assembly.
ACGUAACGCCGCUGCCAUUUUUAGAACACCUCUCGAUACAGUGACAGCCGCAAGAAAUUCCUGCCAUGGCGCCGGCAACGUCGCGCCGCAUUUGCAACGACUGACAUCGCGUUAGCCGCUCAGACAGUCGACGAUCGACGUCACGCCGCAGAGCAGAGCAGGUAACGGCCCAAACAGCAGCGCAGCAGCAGCAGGAGCAGCACAGCCACCCACUAUUAUUAUUCGAUUCGCGCGAUUUGACUUUUACUUCGCAAAAGGCUGUGUGCGAGACAAUCGCGCGUGUUAUUGUGUGGGACACGGCAGCAAAAAAUCGGUUAAAGUGAGUGAGUGAGACGUCUCCUCCGCCAUAUUGACGUUUUUUUUAGUUCCGGGUACAAGAAUCGGUACCUGAUUCGUUUCCGGUGGUGGUCGGUUCCUUUUUUCAAUCGUUUAUGUUGUCUGUUGACGUCCCGACGUCUCCGUAUCGCUGCGUCGCCGAAAUAGCUGCGCUUGUCUUGGAGUGCGUUCCUAGAAACGCAUUGCAUAAUCAAUGACAGAAAGUGUGGCUUGGGUGAGCAAACGAAGCAGCGUCGGCGGCGAUGGGCAGCAGCGGGGGCACCGAGGGCGGCAGUUGUGGGGGCGGCAGCAGGGCGGGGGGCGGCGAACAGUACUGCUUGCGCUGGAACAACCAUCAGAGUAACCUGCUGGGCGUGUUCAGCCAGUUGCUGCGCGACGAGAGUCUGGUGGACGUGACGCUGGCCUGCUCGGAGGGCCUCUCUAUCAGAGCCCACAAGGUCGUCCUGUCUGCCUGCUCUUCCUACUUCCAGGCAUUGUUCCUGGACCAUCCGAGUCGUCAUCCCAUCGUGAUCCUGAAGGACGUUCGAUUCGCCGAACUGCGCACGCUCAUAGAGUUCAUGUACAAAGGAGAAGUCAACGUGGAGUACUGCCAACUCUCCGCUCUACUCAAGACCGCGGAAAGUCUCAAAGUCAAAGGUCUCGCCGAAAUGACAAGAGAAUACAAACCAUCGCCCGAACAACUGGAGCCGAAAGAACUAGUAACCCGAAGAUCUCACAACCAAUCGCGUCCCAUCACCCCCGAAGACCUCCCCGAGAAACCCCAACACUCCCCCACUGCCCCCCUCCAAAACUGGAGGCUGUGCAAAUCGCCCGCCGACAAAGACACCAGAGACAAGGACGAAGAGAGAGAGCGAGACAAGGAGAAGGAGGACAAACAGAUGCCACCUGUUGCGCUGGAUGGUGCCAGCGAAUGCGCAGGCGUGCUCAACAGCAACCAUUUGGCAGCGGCGUGCUCUGCGUUAGGCCAGCCUGCUAUCUACAGCAGGCUGGCCUCGCCAUUGGAUUGCCCCUCUUUGCCAGGACCUUCCAAUUUACCCCCUGUUCAACAAGUGCCUCUGAGUCUUAAAAAAGAAGCAGAUUGGGGUGGAGGAGAAGGCAGUGGCGAAGACAUAAAACCACUUAGAGAGAGCCCAACUGAUUAUUCCAGGAACCUACAAGAACCGUCCGGCGGCAUGGAGGUGGACCACCCUCAUCACAACCCCCACCCCCGCCCUCCCAGCUGUGUCGGAUCCCCCACUCCCGACCGUCCUUCGAGCACUCAGAGCAGCCGAUGCAGCACGCCCUUCGCAAUGCCACCCUUCUCUGCAUUGCCUGCCGCCCUUUUAGAGGUGGGACUCAUCCACCCCUCGCUACUAGCAGACGACGUCUUCAGGUGUUCGUCUUGCAUGGCCGCCUUUCCGUCUCUGUGGUUGCUGGAGCAACACGCUGCCCUGCAGCACGUGGGGGGAAGUGGGGCGAUCGCCGUGUCCUCGCUCGAUAAGCCUUUCGUGUGCGAGCAGUGCGGACAAAGCUACAGAUACCGAUCAGCGUACGUGAAACACCGUGAACAGAACCACAGAGCCCGUCUGCCGGCAGACAAACUCUUCUCAUGUGACGUAUGCGGCAUGCAAUUCCGUUACUUGAAAUCCUUCAAGAAGCACCGACUCAACCACACGUUGGAGAAGCUGCACGAGAAAAAUGGAGACGGUUCGGCAGAGGGGCUGGGAAGAAGAGAGAUAGAUAGAGAGAGGGAUAGGGAGUGCGACAGAGACAGCAGCGAUCAGGUGUCCAGCUCCAAUGAGACGAUCAACGUGGAGGAAGAGAACCACCAUGAAGUGGUGCCUAAAAAAGAGGAUAUGGCAGAUGAAAUGGCAGCCGAAGGCACAUCUUCUGACGCCGAAAAAACCGAAGAAGCCGAUCAAGACGACACCAUCGACUCUCUGGCCUUCCCCUUCCCCUCCAACUCCUCCAACUGUCCCCAAAACCUCACCAACUCCGUCGCAGGCGAGGCCUCCUCGGUCCUCAACCUCCUGAGAGGCGACUCCUCAGCCGACCGCCAGAGGGAGCGCAGGUUCGCUUGCCCUUUUUGCGGGAAAUGCGUAAGGUCCAAGGAAAACCUGAAGUUGCACGUGAGGAAACAUACGGGAGAAAGGCCCUUUGUGUGUUUGUUUUGCGGCAGGGCUUUCGGGGGUAAAAGCGAUUUGACUAGACACUUGAGGAUUCAUACGGGGGAAAGACCCUAUCAUUGCGAUAUGUGUGGGAAAUGUUUUGCUAGGGCGGAUUAUCUGUCUAAACAUCUCACUACUCACAUCAAUACGCCUCGCUAGGCCAUUAAGAUUUGAGUUUUCUAUGUUCCUGUCGAUAAAUACGUGUGUUUUCCAAAGCUCAAAGUUACUUCGCAACAACACAUUCACGAAUAACCACCUUAUGUAUCGUUUGAUUCGAUAAAGUUUUUUUUUAUUGACUUGGCCGUUACUUGUUGGAAAUCCAUGGCAAAUAUAAAAACUUCACAAAAGAUAAGAUUUCCACAAAAUUCCUAAACACACAAUUCGAUGAACCUUCAUUUUCGGAAAUUAGGCACAAUAUCUACAAUAAAAUACGGUGUACUAGAUUAAUUUGAUAGGUUUGAUAGCAAAUAAAUAUCAUUAUCUACUAAGAAAACAAAUUCAAAUGAUUCAAAAUGAUUUAGUUUCAUUCAUUUAUUUUCUACGUGUAGAAUUUAGAAAUUAUCAUCAAAACUAUGGUUUCCUUCUAAUAUACAGGGUGUUUCAUAAUUGAAUGCUGAUCCUGUUGAAUUAGUUUUCCAGUUGAAAAAAUAGUGCUGUUCGGUAGCAAUAACACUAGGGAAAAUCACAAAUGAAUGAUAUCUGUAAUAACAUAUAAUAACAUUCGCUUGCCCUUUUUUCGGUAAAUGCUUGAGGUCUAAGGAAAGAAAAAAACAAAAUGGCGGUUCCAAAAUGGCAGACGAGUUUUGUAAUCAUGAUCCGAUUCUAUUCAAAAUUGGUAUCUGGGGUUUACGGGGUCGGAGAUUAUGAUUCUUUCGUUGAAAUUGGUAUAUUCAAGAUGGCGGAUCCAAUAUAGUGGAAAAGUUUUGUAAUUGUGAUACGAAUCAAUUCAAUUUCGUCAAAAUUUUGGAUGAUGGCGGAUCCAAUAUGGUGAGAGAGUUUUGUAAUUAUGAUCCGAUUCUAUUCAAAAUUGGUAUCUGGGGGUGUUUGAGGUCGGAGAUAAUGAUUUCUUUGUCAAAUUCAGUAAAUUCAAGAUGAUGGAUCCAAUAUGGCGGACGAGUUCUGUGAUUAUAUGAUCCGAUUCCAUUCAACAUUUGUAUCUGGAGGUUUUUGGGGUUGUAGAUUAUAAUUCUUUUGUCGAAAUCCGAAAAUUCAAGAUGGCGGAUCCAAUAUAUGGUGGACGAGUUUUGUAAUUAUAUGAUCCGAUUCUAUUCAGAAUUGGUAUCUGGGGGUUGAAGAGGUGGGAGAUUAUGAUGAUUCUGUUAAAAUUGGAAUAUUCAAUAGCUUUCUUCUCGUUCGUAAAAUUAACAGUCCGAAACCAUCAGGAGUAUGCGUAGUUUCACAGAACUGUCGGCAAUUUUCAUGUUCCAUGGAACUGCGCUUACUUCCGAGGGUUUCGGACUUCUUAUUUUUCGAACGAGAACAAACCUGAUAUGGCGGAUACAAUAUGGCGAACGGCUUUUGUAAUCAUGAUCCGAUUCUAUUAAAAAUUAUAAUCUGGGGAUUGUCGGGAUAGGAGACUAUGAUUUUUUAGUCAAAAUUGAGAACUUACGAAAAAUAUAAGAACACUAAAAAACACGGUUCUGUAGUAAGCCGAACCGAAGAAAGAAAACAAAUGGUAGUUUGGAAAACUGAAGAAACACUCUUUUAUAGAUAGCCAAACUGGAAAGAAGUAGAAAAUGAAAUAAUAUAAGUGUGUUGAUCGUGUAGUAGGCUACUUGGGGUAGAAUCACAAUUAUACACGUAGGCACAAUAAACACUUAUAUUCAACUUCUGUUAGGUACAACUUGUCUCUACAAUAUCUGAAUAAUUAUUGGCUAUCUAUAAAAGGGAGUUUCUCUAGUUUUUUAAACUACUAUUCAUUUCAUGAUCCCCUUUGGUGCAUUUUAACGCAGUGAGCGGUGGUUAAGCGAAUGUUUUGUUGUGAACUAAAGGUUUCUUGCAGUUAUCUAACGAUUUCAGUUAUAUUAUUAUGUAUUCACUAGCAAUAAUUAUAAUUAUUUCAGAUUAAUCGACACCCAAUCAAUCGGAAUUAAUUUUCAAGAUAUAAUUAUUUUUCGUAAAGAAGACAGUCAUUAGGAGUAAUUUUUUUUAUGGAGAUGCAGAUGAAUAUUUGUUGGUCAACUAUACCAGAAAAUAUGAAAUCACAUCUGCACAUCAUUUUCAGUCACAAAAUGAGUAGAGUACCAUAGCCUGUGUUAUUUGUUGUUGAAGUUGGAGUAGAUCUUGAUCAUGAACUUUCAAUUUCAAUAAUCAAAAACAGAACACUUUAUCUUCAACAAACUUGGAAUUUUCGUAAUCGAAUUUCACAAAACAAACGUUCUUGUCAUAACUUUGGGUCUUGGUAGAUAUUGAAAUUGAACUGCGGAAUCAGAAUGAAUAAUUGUGAAAAGUCCUGAGAUGAAGUUCUCAAAUCUCGACUGUUGUAAUUCAAUCGUCAUUCUAUAUUUCUCUGCUACAUACCAAUAACGAAUCGAUUUCAAAUUAUUUAAGUACCGUCCAUUACCAAGGCGUUUUGUUGAGUGUUUCGAAGACAUUUUAUUUUCCAAAAAUGAUGGUUUUGACACACUUUUAUGACGUCUAAUAUUCCCAGCCCGAACAACUCAACGAUUCAACAUUUAUUUGGCUGUGAUUAAGCUUUAGGUUUUUGUGAUAAUGCCAUGUAUUAUGUUUAAUUUUAAGGUUUAAGGUAGGUACUUAAAAGUUACCGAUACCUAAGCAAUAUGUAAGUACUACCGACUUGAACAUUACUCUAGUCAAACCAAAUAUAAUUAUUAUGGAUUGAUAAGAAUUAUUCCCAGUAUGAGAAAAUAAUAUAAACACGAUAGUGAAAGUAGUCAUGUUAAUUUUUGUGCCAAAUUAAAAGUACAUCAAGGCGUUCAGUUAGAAACAGUCCUAUAAAUAUGUGUUUCAGCGAACGCUCAGUACUUUAGAUGUAUGUUAUUGAAUAAUUAUUGUAGUAUUGUAGAUAUAUAUGGUAUGUGUGUUUACGACGAAUUUUUAAAUGUUUAACAUCGAAAAUCCUGCCUCAAUGAAUACAUACUUAAAUACAUACAGACAGAUAUUUUUCUAUAAAUAUACAAAAACCACGUCCAUGAACAAUUUAAUAUUAUUGUCGAUUAUUUUUCGGAACUUUGUUGCUCAAGGAAAUAACUGAAAUAAUUUCAAUUAUAGCCAUGAUGAUGUUAAACAUUUAUAAUUAUUUUAUUAUUGCCCAAGUAACUAUAAAUAUUUUCCUCGGGAUCAGAUCAAGAAAUGAGAAUAACGAACAAAAUAGUGUGAGAAAAUAAAUUGAUAUGGGAAAAAUGAUCCUAGAAAUUGAAUUUCUAAAAACUAAAUAUAAAGAGAACAAAAUAUUCGAGUCGUAGUUUUGCUUCAGUAAGUAUUAUACAGGGUGUUUCGAAAUCAGAAUCAAGGAAAUGAAAAAAACAUGAUAGAGUUUGAACCUGUACAAAUCAGAAAAUUAUGGUGAAACAAAAAAUGAAUUGAAGUGAAACUUCACUGCGUGUUUAAUUCUGUAGCAUGCCUCUACAUAUAUUGUAAUACUUAUUUUAUACCUAUUCAAAUGUGUGAUAAUUAAAUCUGAAUGCUUUCAGACAAAUAUUCAUCACGUAGAUUUAGUUUCUGAAUGUCAACGAUUUGUGCCUUCACCGAUUUCAUUUGAAAUUGAUUAUAUAGUCAUCAGUGUUGAAAGAUAUGUAUCGCUUUUUUGUAGAAAUCGAGUUGUUGUUCAUAAUGUGAGCUUUUCAUAAAUUCAGACACAUUCCAGUAGAAACGAGUUCAUAUACAAAUGAAAACAAUAAACCAAAAAUCAUUGUCACUACCGAAAAACUGAUUCUUUGUGUGGGUGAUUGUCGAUUCGACAAUUUGAGGACCCUGUACACGAUUUGUCCAUCACCAAUAAUAAUUAUUCAUCAUCGUUCUCGGGUUAUUAUUUAAUAUUGUCCCAAAGCAAUAUGCUAUUCCUUUUUCAUAAUGAAAGUAACGUUUUAAGUAUAGGAUGUUUCUCUAUUGUGUAUAGUAUUAAAGAUUCAUGUUCCUAAAUAAAAAUAAAUAUUUUUGUGUAUGUGAAAAUAAUCACCAAAAUAACUUAUUCAGGUGAGGAAAGAUUCAUGCAAAGAGAUUGGAAAUGGGUUAUUUCUAUAAACAAUAUUGCAGAAUAAGCUUUCAUGAACAAUAUACAGGGUGUUUAGAAAAAAACCUGACCCCCUUGCUAGGGUAGGUAGAACACUGCAAAAUAAGUUGGGUUUGUUGAGUGAAAAAAUGUCGUAACGGCAUCCGUUUUCAUGAUACAAGGUGUUGAAAAAAUGAUUUUUUUACACAUUUUUGACGAUUAUGUCGAAACUACUGGCAACAUUGUAAUGGAAUUUUGUAUGGAUGUUUCUUGAAAUCUGACACAUCGCUUCAAUUUAUUUUUAUAUGUCACCCUCAUAGAGGGCGCUAGUUACACGGUUCGUACCGAGUAGUUUAGAACAUAACUUUUUUGAGGUUAG